Liolophura sinensis is the source of this 3277-nucleotide messenger RNA. RefSeq lists its product as uncharacterized. The coding region runs from base 153 to 1202 and encodes 349 amino acids. NCBI's taxonomy places the organism in Eukaryota, Metazoa, Mollusca, Polyplacophora, Chitonida, Chitonidae. The record is from RefSeq and is a predicted model, not a curated record. The transcript is spliced from 6 exons.
UAAUGACACCAAUAAGUUAUUGUGUAGUUUUAGGUUUAUAUAGCCCAGUCAUGGGACUUUAGUACAGAGGACCAGGAACAUACUUUCAAAAAAGCUGACGUUCAGACUGGAAAGUACUGCGGAAGUUUAUUCCGAAAGACGAAUAUUCAUUGAUGUGCGACAAAACAAUGUAUUAUCACGUUUUCUUUGUUGUCCUUCAGAGUUGUUUGGUAAUACGAGGAGAUGAAGCAUCAGAAGCAACUGUGGAUCCCAAAAUAAAAACUAUGCAGACUGCUUUUAGUAGUUUUGAAGUUAUCCCAACCACCACAUUAGAGUCCACUGUAAAUGGUAGCACUAACGUGACAACAAUUACCACACGUAUGAAUGGUGAUGGGGAAGAGGGACAGACUGAGAGCUCACCUUCUCUAGAUGACAUGACGUGUAAAGACAUUGUACGGAAAUGUGGCCCCAAACUCAUUAACAACAUUGCUAAUGAUGAGGGAGAAGACGAGGACCUGCUGACCUCUCCAGAUGAUAUCUGCAAACGUGCCUUCCAUUGCUUUCAAACAGUUUUCGAACGAAUGUCCCUGCGCAGACGGGCAGGAAGGCGCCAUCCGGGACAUGCAGGACAUGAAGACGAUGAACACACUGUUUUAAAUCAUCUUGGAGAGCUGAUCGGGACCUUUGGCACCGGCAUUGUGAUUGGGGUGUUCAUGGCUCUACUCAUUGUGAAUCUGAUGAAACGGCGUGGACACCAACCAUCGGAGACCCGCAGCAGAGAAGAUCGAUCUGAUUCCAAAGCCGGGUUUCCUGGCAUGCUCCGUGGUCCCAUGCCUCCACCAGCACUAUCCUCUGAGGGUAUUUACACAGAGGGGCCCAUCAUCAUGCCUCAUACGAAGUACGACAGGGCCUCAUCCAAAGGCUUGUAUGAGGAACUCGACGGGAACGAAUCUGGAAGUCCCAAAAAUGGGCAUCGUCCGUCCAGCAAAGAGAGUGGCCAGAGCGUUCAUAACGUGUACUUUGUUCUGGAAGUGGAUCCACAGAAAGGCGAAGAAGAGUCCGAAAAGGAGGAGGACGCUGACAACAUGCCCAACGAAGACAUGGAGAAUAAUUCGGAGACAGGAGUAUCAUCGGUAAAUCGCUUGAUACCACAACCUAAAGCGAGGAAGCCAAGGAAGCCACCAAGGAGGCCUAAGUCGGAUACGGAGGAAUCCAAACUGUGAAGAACAGUCGACUGAUGUCAUGUGUGCCUAAAAUUCUGAUUAAUAUCUUCUAGAUGCAGUAUGUUCGUUCGUUAGUAUUGCUGCAUGUUUAUUGCUAGGUAAUAAACAUCUGACAAAUCGCCCACCCAACAAUUAACAUGUAUAAGCUUGUAUAAUUGAGUGACAUCAUUUCAUCUUUUGCCUCAUAUAUACCGGUCUUAUUGCGUUAGCUGUGCUAUAGAUAUAUGUAAAAAGUCUGUUCAUUCAUUUUUUGGACUUGUGUAACAACAGCCUAUGCCCCACUUACCUUUAUAAUUAUGUCAGAUUGAUUCACAGUUCACAACUGAACCUGAUAUUUAAAUUAUAUCAGUUCAAAAGUGACUGAAGACAGUAUGUAUGUAAUUCAUGUUAAUGCCAGGUUGAAGCCAUUUUCAGCGGAUUUGUCAGUGUUUUAGCCAGUAAUACGUUUCACCACGGGAUUGAUCCUCAUUCAAUCCAGGGCAUACCCACUGAUGUAUCAGCGGAUUAUAGUGUUGAUAGACGAAUACAGAACCCAUAACACCCAAAUUUGAAUUUAAAAAAGUACAUUAAUUGAGUGAAAAAGAAAAAUCCAUAUAGUUUUCAUACUUAUGUUCAACUUGUUAUUUUUGAAUUUGUUCUCGGUCCACGAGAUAAUUUCCCAAAAUAUUAACAACGAGCUCGAACCCUGAGAUGGCACCUCAGUCGCCAAAGAUGUUUUCUUCGCCCCAAUUGUGUUCUUGUGACUAGUUUUAGAAACCUUAACACGGAUCCGGAAAAAAAUCUCAUUAUACUUAGUCAAAAAUGAAAAAAAAAAUUGCGGAAAACAAUGUAAUUACAUCGAUAGAACUUUCAUUUCAUCAGAUAUUGUCUAUUUGCAUACGUAAAUAUCACGGGAAAUGAUAUUUUUAUGGAUAAUGUAGACCUCACAUUGGCCCGGAUAUAUGAAAGGGAAAGAUGUUUUUAUCUACCGUUUCUUUCACAUAAAGCAUUAAAAUAUAUAAAUACUCGCAUGGCAGUAUAGAUUUACCACUGGGUUGGUAUUGUACGCGAAUCGCCCUAGACAGAAACUUCCCCUUAAGUACGUACUAGAAUGAGUUUUUCCAGAGAAAUUUCAAUAUUAUCAUGUGGCCUUCUAGACUGAAACGACUUCAUGGAGUAUUAGGACGUAUAAUUGGAAAGUUCCGUGUUUGUAGAUGUAUGAUAGAAGUCCUUGCCCGGUACAUUCCUGUGGUCAAAGUGUAUAAACUAAAAACAUCCCAUUUACUUGUAUGUAUAUAGUAUCUAAUAUGUGAUGGAGAAGCCUUUAACUCGGGCACACCGUUAGAAAUACACCUACAUGUAGGUAGCCUUCAUUAAUUCUAUACAGAUAUAGGGAAUGAAGUCACAACAAAAUAGUUUCUUUCAGAAUAUAAAUUCUGCUUGCUUCGGUGAGAUUUUAUUUUUCAUGCACAUUUGUAAUUUAAUUGUACCGGUAUAGAUAUAUGACCUGUUUUGGUGUAUAUGUGCUUUAUUCGCAAUUUCAUGCUAAAAGAUAUUGAAAUGGUUUGUUGUAUAGAUUUAGUUGUUUGAAAAGUCAGAUAACAAACUUUUGAUGGAAAAUAGAAUAAAGUAUGUGUAUAGCUAAUAAGGUUUCUCCAUGUAUUAUCUUUAAUUUCUAUUUGAAAGAAGACCUACAUACAUAGAUGUUCCCAUUUUGCAUUUGUUUUUUUUUUUGUUUUUUUUUCGUGCUCCUUACACUCUAUAGCCCCAAAUGAUAUAUACGAUUGUAUGCAUCUGUUUGUUUACACUUUGACAUCAAAAGCCACAUGUGUACCUGGAAAUUUUACAAAGGACUAAAGAAUGUUUAUAAUUGGCCAGGUACGGAAUUUUAUUAUUUGUAUAUGGAAAAGUCGGUCGACCGUGACUCGUGAAUUAUAAAGCCAAUACGUGGUGGUUUACUCUGCCGUAACGGUAUAUGCCUUUUAUGCUUGUAGCUUCACAUAUGCAAAUUGUAUAGGUACCACAUAUGUCUGCAUAUUUAUGAAAUGUUUCUUUACGCGUAGCGCAUUUUAUAAAAUAAAUUUAAAUAAAUCGCU